GGCGGGGGGGCCGUGUGCCCCGGACAUGAUGAUGAGGAGGAGGAGGAGGAUGAAGGUGAUUACUGGCUGUUUAAGAGGCGCGCGCGGUUUACAGAGAGAGGGGAGGCAGAGAAGCAGAAGAAGAGUUAGUUUCUCCUUAGAGAAGAAGAAGAAGGAGCCUCCCGCUGCAGGCCGGAUCUGUGGUGGACUAAAAGAAGAAGAAAACCCGCAGAAGAAGAAGUUGGAGGAACUCCUCUUGAAACUUUUCUCUCUGUGCGCGCUCCCGCCGCCUGCGGCUGGCCCGAGGCUGUACUGCGCAUGCCCACUUCCUGUGUAUAAUACACCGAUUGUGUCACGGGGUCCGGCGGUGACGUCAUCGGAGAGCGAGCGAGACAGAGGCGCGCGGCCGCUGAUCCGGAGCAGCACCGGGAGCGCGCUUCAGCUGAGUGAACGUGAGUCUUUGUUUACGAUGACGUCAGAGGGAUUGUUGUUUACUACCCGUUUCACAGUAUUUGUACUUUAAACAACUGGUGUGAGUUUUAUAAAGUACAGAUAAUAUUUCAGAGUAUAGAUACUAUACAGCUGGCACCAGAGCAGUUUUCCAGUCCGGCGUUCAGAGUAUUUAUACUUUAUACAACUAGUCCGGCGUUCAGAGUAUUUGUACUUUAUACAACUAGUUCGGCGUUCAGAGUAUUUGUACUUUAUACAACUGGCACCAGAGCAGUUUUCCAGUCCGGCGUUCAGAGUAUUUGUACUUUAUACAACUAGUUCGGCGUUCAGAGUAUUUGUACUUUGUAAAGUACAGCUGAGAGUUUUUCAGCUUCACUAACCCUAAACCCAGGACCGAGGACAGAACCCUCACUGACAGCUGUUUAAAUAACACUGCAUCAUAACACUCAUCAUUAAUCUGUUCAGUGGGUCCCAACCUGUGGCUCAGGACCCUUCGAGGGUCACUAAGAAUGUGAAAUGAACUUUUAGUCUCUUACUGGAUGUUGUAGCAGGUUUAAAGUUUUAACUUGUUGUUUUAGUCUGUUUAAAGUCUACUGUUAGUCAGAACUCACAGGAGCAGUACUCACUGAAGUACUAAUGAUCAGAGUUUCAACCAAGCGUCAGAGACAGCUGUGCAGUUUCCUGAACUUUAUCUAAUGGUUCCACCUCCGUCUCAUUUCCUCUGGUGGAGAUACAGAGUAAUCUGAAGAUAAACCAACCAGCCAAUCAGUGAGUGAAGUUACUGCAGCCGGCAGACCGAUGUAUGAAGGAAGACCCCACAUGUACACACUGAGAGUACAAGUAGGAACUGCUACUACAUGUACAGACAGAGAGUACAAAUACUAUAGAGUAUAGAAUAGAGUACAAGUAGUAGCAGCAGUGCGUGUGCAGACAGAGAGUACAUAUACUCCGAGUACAAGUAGUAGCAGCAGUGCGUGUGCAGACAGAGAGUACAUAUACUCCGAGUACAAGUAGUAGCAGCAGUGCGUGUGCAGACAGAGAGUACAUAUACUCCGAGUACAAGUAGUUGCAGCAGUGCGUGUGCAGACAGAGAGUACAUAUACUCCGAGUACAAGUAGUAGCAGCAGUGCGUGUGCAGACAGAGAGUACAAAUACUAUAGAGUAUAGAAUAGAGUACAAGUAGUAGCAGCAGUGCGUGUGCAGACAGAGAGUACAUAUACUCCGAGUACAAGUAGUAGCAGCAGUGCAUGUGCAGACAGAGUACAUAUACUCUGAGUACAAGUAGUAGCAGCAGUGCGUGUGCAGACAGAGAGUACAUAUACUAUAGAGUAUAGAAUAGAGUACAAGUAGUAGCAGCAGUGCGUGUGCAGACAGAGAGUACAUAUACUAUAGAGUAUAGAAUAGAGUACAAGUAGUAGCAGCAGUGCGUGUGCAGACAGAGAGUACAUAUACUCCGAGUACAAGUAGUUGCAGCAGUGCAUGUGCAGACUGUGUGAAUGUGGUUUUACAGCUCAGAUCCUGCAGAACCUGAACUCAGCACACACUCUGUAAUCCAGAUUGUGCAACAGGCUGCAGCCUGAAGCAACCAGCAACAGAACAGAGUCAGAGGAAACAGGAAGCACAGAAGAAGAAGAGGAGUGCGGGGCGAGAGACACUGACCAUAACAGCAGGAGAGAGAGAGAGAGACAGUGUGGUGCAGUCUCCCUCUCCACGGUGUUUGUUGUUAGUCUUUCUGUGGACAUAAAGCUGACUCCACAGAACCUGUGAGGACUCGUCUCCAGUCUGGGAACAGCAGCAGCAGGUAAACCUUAACGUGUCGGGGUUUAGACCUGGUGUCAGGUUGAGGUCAGGGGGUUAGUGGUUACAGCACAGAGACUCCAUUAUCAGUCAGACUUUACUGUUUGGAAAGUUGUAACUCAGCUCAGCUGCACACGUGCACUUGUUUUCAUCACAUCACCAUCAAACACUAGCAAAUCUGCUAACAGCUAAACACCCAGCACAAGAGACAUAUGACUGGCUGGUCCAACAGAAAGAAGGCCGGCUCGCCGUCUGGCAGCCUGCUGCUUGUUCUUAGCUUCAUCUGACAACAUGUUCUUCUUCUGUCUCUUCAGCCUCUGCCUGAUGUCCAUACUGAGAACACGGAGCUAGCAGAACUCACACUGUACAGUAUAUACGUGCUGCUUCUUCUUAUAGUUCCUCGCUGAAGAGUCGUGUUGGUGUCGUACUGCCUGUUACAAUGAGUCUGCGGUGGGUUUGUGAGGAUGAGCGGUGGUAAAAAGAGGAGUGGCUUCCAGAUCACCAGCGUGACCUCAGAUUUCAACCAAACUCCAGCUGGCCAAUCAGCUCCCAGCGUGGUCCUGACUGCCCUCCAAUCAGCAGCCUCCUCCUUCUCCUGCAGCCCUCUGGGAAGCUCCUCCCAGCCGAACACGCCCUCUCUGAAGAGGAAGUACAUGUCCCAUGAUGCCCCGGGGCAGGGUGCAGGGUCUUCCUCCAGAUUCAGGGUGGUGAGGCUGACGGUGGGCGGUUCCGGCAGCGGCGGGCGGGGCGAGCCCUAUCGCCGUGGACGAUGGACAUGCACGGACUUUGAGGAGCGACUGGAAGGGGCGGGGUUCAGGCGGGUGAUGGACACCAUGAGACACGCCCACUCGCUGGAGUCCCUUGAGAUGAUUGGCCGGGACAUAGACGGAGGUGCCCAUCUGCUGGCUCAGCCAAUCAGAGGCCGCGAGGGGGUGGGGCUAGCAAUGCGCAGCGGGCCAUCCUCCCCAACGCACGAAGAGCCUUUCAACUUCCGGCUCCUGGGCAGCAAAGAGCCAAUGAGAAUACAAGGUUUAAACUCCACCCCUCCACCUCCUUCGCCCCGGCCACGGAACAUCCCUCCUCCUCUACGAUUGGACGUCGAUGCUGCGGGACGGUCUGUCCUCAGGCUUUCCCACUCCCAGCCCAGCUCCCCCCCUGCUGGACCGUACCAUCCCACUCUGACCCCCAUUCAGACUCCAGCUGCCUUCAGUCUGGACCAAACCAUCUUCAACCUGCCAGGGGACGCCAGUAGUUCCAGUAACAGUCUGAUCGCCAUCGACAACAAAAUCGAGCAGGCCAUGGACCUGGUGAAGAGUCACCUGAUGCUGGCGGUCAGAGAGGAGGUGGAGCUUCUGAGGGAACAAAUCAGAGAGCUGCAGGACAAGAACCAACAGCUGGAGAGAGAGAACCACAUCCUGAGAACCCUCACACACACUCUACACAACACAUAACACAAAACACAUAACACACACUCUACACAACACAUAACACAAAACACAUAACACACACUCUACACAA
Messenger RNA from Micropterus salmoides (largemouth bass), 3744 nucleotides. RefSeq names its product TSC22 domain family protein 4-like. Gene Ontology annotation, biological process: regulation of transcription by RNA polymerase II. The transcript has 5 exons. Lineage: Eukaryota; Metazoa; Chordata; Actinopteri; Centrarchiformes; Centrarchidae. The record is from RefSeq and is a predicted model, not a curated record. The coding region runs from base 2691 to 3677 and encodes 328 amino acids.